GUGCACACAUCAUACACACAAAAUCUUCCAUAAUGUAUGCAGUAAUAAAAUAUAAUUAGUAAUGUUGAUGCUUUCAAAUUAUCCGGAACCUGCUAUUCAUAGAGUACAGCCACAUUUAAUAUACGUACUUCCAUUCGCAUAGUGCAGACCAUAUCUGUGUUCCCGUGUAUUGAAAUUUGUACUGAAUAAAGAGUCCUCUUUAGCCAUGCAUACCAUCAAAUUUGUUCACAUAGGUGUGGUUUUACUACUCUGUGCAUUUCAACUAGAGGCAACUGUUAAAAGAGAUAUUGAUCUAUCUGCCCUUUACAAGGGGAUAUCAGAGGACCGCUUACCUAAGGAAAUCAUUCCACUAAGUUAUGAAAUAAAACUUGAACCCAACAUAGAAGAACAAACAUUUUGCGGCCUCGUUAAAAUAAAAUUGCGUUGGAUUAACGAUUUUAAAAAAAUCUUUUUACAUGCUCACUUUGACUUGAUUUUAAAAGAUGAUAAAAUAAAACUACAAAAAAUUAAAAGAGAUAUCGGAAACGGGACAACUUUUGAGAAUAUAAUUAUUUUACGAAGCGGAAGACUCCCACGAAAGACGAUCUAUGUUUUGCACUUAAAAGAGAUAGUUCAAAAAGACUCUGAAUGUGUUCUUGAAAUACCAUUCGAAGGAAAUAUUUGGGAAACUGCAGAUGGACUUUUUAGAGGGUAUUAUACCAAUUCUACCACUCUUAGCCAGGAAGUAUAUUUGGCUACCAAUUUAAAACCAAACAAUGCACGACGCUUGUUUCCCUGCUUUGAUGAGCCUGGAUUAAAGGUUCCAUUUACAGUAUCAAUCGCCAGACCUAAAAAUUUCACAACUGUUUUCAAUACACCGUUGCUUCGAACUAUUCAACACCCUGUUUUAAGCCACUACAUGUUGGAUUAUUUUGAUAAAACACCGCCAAUGUCUACAUUUACAUUUGGAUUUGUAGUAUCAAAGCUUAACCGGUGGAGUAUUAAUCCUAUGAACGAAACAUACAAUCUAUCGUCGCCGACUAUAAAUAUUUGGAGUAACAAAUUCAGCACAGAAUUACAGGAAGUUCACGAAAAAUUAUAUUUGGUCUAUGAAACUAUCAACGAUUAUUUUAAUUUAACAAUUCCAUUGCCUAAAAUUGAUGUGCUUGCCAUUCCCGAUCUACCAACCAUAAACUCUAAUGGAAUUUGGGGCAUACUGACCAUAAGAGAGACUGAACUUUUUAAGGAGGGCUAUUUUGUGCUAGCGCGCGAGCUUGUAAAUCAGUGGAUUGGCUCGUGGAUUACUCCCGAAUGGUGGAGUGAGGCCAAUGUGAACAAAGCUCUGACCAGUUUUUUAGCUGCUGAAUUCGCUAUGACGAUAGACGGCGGUGUGGAGUUUAACGGAAAAUAUCCUAUGACAAUUCUGUACUCAUUGUACUAUGAACUAAGCAAAAGAUAUCCUCAUUCACGGAUUACUGGAAUGAAGCAAGAAACCGAAUCAUUCAAGACAGAACUUGUUAUUCGAAUGCUUAACUUUACAUUGGGAAAGUCCACAUUUCAAAAUGGACUACGCAAAUUUAUUUUAAAUCAUAGAUAUAAAACUUUCAUCGGGGACGACAUUUGGAUUGCACUAUCCAAUCAAGCAAUUAAGGAUGGAACACUUGACAGUGGCCUUAAUAUAUCAUACAUUGCGGAAUCGUGGAUAAGUCAAAAUCGCUUACCGCUUAUAACUGUUAAUAGAGAUUAUGACAAAGGAACUGCCAAAAUAAACCAAAAAGUAUAUCUUAGGGAAAGGCCUCAUGAUGUUCCCGACAAGGAAAAAAUGCUAUGGUGGAUUCCAAUUAUAAUUAGUCGUCAAGACACUCUUAACUUGCCGAAUUAUACCUCUAAGGUGUGGAUGAAUAGGACUAAGGAAAUAAAUAUAGCAAAUCUUCCUGACAAAAGUCAAUUUAUUAUCAUAAAUAAAGAAGAAGUUGGUCCUUUUCCAGUCAACUAUGAUGAAGAAAAUUGGAACAUGUUGUCAAAUUUCUUACAAACUGCAAAGGGCAGGUCAGCAAUACCAACAUAUACCAGGGCUAAAUUACUGCACGAUGCCUGGAAUCUAGCUUAUGCAGGCGACUUAAGUUUUGCUACGGCUUUUAAUAUGACUUUAUUCAUGAAGUAUGAGCGCAAUCAUAUUGUUUGGAGUCCUGUUUUUACUUUUAUAGACCAUUUCGGCCGAUAUAUCGAUAUGUCCGAAGUUCACACAAAAUUUGAGCGAUAUACUAUAUACUUCUUAGCGCCUUUAUAUGAAGAGCUUGGGCCUGAGAGUGAAAAUGAAAAACAUUGCAAAACAGAGAUGCGGAAAUUGGCAAAGACUUUUCUGUGUCGUGCAGGAUAUCCACCAUGUAUUGCAGAAGCACAACAAUCAUUUGGAAUGUGGAUAAAUGAGUCAAAUACAGAUUUUGAUCGGAUUCCUAAGGAAUAUAUUUGUCCUGUUUUUAAAUGGGGGUCGAUGGAAGAAUGGAAAUUUGGAUUGAAAUAUGUAAGCCAGUUCCCAAAGUCCCGUUUACGAAGUGAACGAACUUUUUUAUUGAAAAUGCUCGUUGGCUGUCCAUCGGAGCAUGAAAAGAUUAAUCAUCUACUAGACUUGGCGCUAUUAGGUCCUAAUUCGAAUUUUACCGAGAACGACAUACUUUUAAUAUUUAAUACUUUAACUGGCGGAUCUGUUGGAUAUACAUCGUUAUUGAAAUUUGUUGUUAAGAAUUGGACUUUUAUUCGACAAAGGUUUCAAACCAAAACUAAUCUGUGGGAUAAAUUAAUAAGCUCAGCGACUGGAAUGUUUGCAACUCAAAAGGGAUAUAAUAUGGUUAAGGAUUUCUAUGAUCAACAUUUGGGACAAUUCGGAAGUGCUCAGCAUAUAAUUGAAAAAUCCCUUCGAAAUAUCAAAGAGGAAGCGCAAUGGAGCGAUCAAAAUCUGCCAGUGAUUGAAAAGUGGCUAGAAACCUUCUUAUCAAAUACUAUCAGCAAAAAAUAAAUAUAUGUAAAAAUA
This is a messenger RNA of Drosophila pseudoobscura, 3010 nucleotides long. Its product is annotated as glutamyl aminopeptidase. Gene Ontology annotation, biological process: proteolysis. Gene Ontology annotation, cellular component: cytoplasm. The transcript has 13 exons. Bases 206 to 2995 code for a protein of 929 amino acids. Lineage: Eukaryota; Metazoa; Arthropoda; Insecta; Diptera; Drosophilidae. Gene Ontology annotation, molecular function: zinc ion binding; metallopeptidase activity. The record is from RefSeq and is a predicted model, not a curated record.